Toxorhynchites rutilus septentrionalis is the source of this 3264-nucleotide messenger RNA. RefSeq names its product innexin inx3. Gene Ontology annotation, cellular component: gap junction; plasma membrane. The coding region runs from base 687 to 1889 and encodes 400 amino acids. Lineage: Eukaryota; Metazoa; Arthropoda; Insecta; Diptera; Culicidae. The transcript has 7 exons. The record is from RefSeq and is a predicted model, not a curated record. Gene Ontology annotation, molecular function: gap junction channel activity. Gene Ontology annotation, biological process: phototransduction.
UAAACGGUUUUCAUUUGUUGAACCAGAAGUGCUGCUGGUAUUCACAGCCAAUCACACUAAACGGGGAAAAUUUGAAUAAACAACAUAAUGAAACCGGAGCGCGACGCGCACUUGAGUGUGCAACGUCCGAACGUCCGUAAUCCGGUUGGCGGUUGUUGAUUAGCGGCGGCGGCGGCGAGAACGAAACAAAAACGUGAUAAGAGUUGCGCCACAAGCGAGAGCGCGCGCUUUAUGGGCCAAAUGGAUUUGACAUUGUAGAUCUGGGCAGAUGACUCUUAGAUUGAGAAGUACGGAGGAGAACAAUGACCAUGGCAGCGCGAGUACACGAAGUGAAGUGACCUGUCAGACUUGAAGAAACGGUGAACGAAAUAUUGCGGAAACGGGUGGCUCACCUGCCAUCACUCAUCUACAAUCUGUCUGUAUGCGCAAUCUACUCUCACCCGUGUGGUGCUCUGCCACACGUGAUUAUGAUUGCAUCACAUAAGCGAUGAAUUGACCCUUACUAAUUCGAUGCAACUAGCAAUUACCGUGUGUCGAUCGCAUAAAUCAGACACGCUGACAACGCUAAACUGGAGUUAAUUAAGAGCACGGCUAGGCGGAAUCGGCAACAGGCUUGUUGGAUUGCACUUGUUUGAAGUGAUCUAGAGUAUACUUGUAGUGCAGAACAAAAAACUCACCCAAUAAACAUGGCUGUGUUCGGACUGGUCUCCUCGGUGGCCGGCUUCAUCAAAGUCCGGUACCUCAUUGACAAGGCUAUCAUCGAUAAUAUGGUUUUCCGGUGUCACUACCGGUUGACCAGCGCAGUGCUAUUCCUCUGCUGUGUGCUCGUGACGGCAAAUAAUCUGAUCGGUGAUCCAAUUUCCUGUAUCAACGAUGGCGCUAUUCCCGGCCACGUGAUCAACACGUACUGCUGGAUUACGUACACCUUCACGCUCCCCGGGCAGCACGGUCGCCAGCAAGGCACGGCGGUGGCCCAUUCGGGCUUGGGCAACGAAUACAACCAGGAACGGACGUACCACAGCUACUAUCAGUGGGUGCCGUUUAUGUUGUUCUUCCAGGGUCUCCUGUUCUACAUGCCCCACUGGAUCUGGAAGAACUGGGAGGAAGGUAAGAUGCGCAUGAUUUCCGACGGACUGCGCGGAUCCAUGGCUCUGGUGCCCGAAGAACGUAAAGGACGCCAAUCCCGACUCGUUAGAUAUCUGGAGGACAGCAUGAAAACCCACAACACCUACUCGCUCGGUUACUUCAUCUGCGAGGCGCUUAAUUUCAUCAAUGUCGUGGGAAAUAUAUUCUUUGUGGACAAAUUUCUGGGAGGUGCUUUCCUUACCUACGGCUCGGAUGUGCUGAAAUUCAGCGACAUGGAUCAGGAAAAUCGCUCGGAUCCAAUGAUAGAGAUCUUCCCGCGUGUGACUAAGUGUACAUUCCACAAGUAUGGAGCCUCUGGUAGUAUCCAGAAGCACGAUGCUCUCUGCGUAUUGGCCUUGAACAUCCUGAACGAAAAGAUCUACAUCUUCCUGUGGUUCUGGUUCAUCAUCCUGUCGGUCCUCUCGGGUCUCGCCAUUCUCUACUCGGCCGCGAUCGUUAUGAUGCCUACGACCCGGGUGGCCGUCCUCAAGCGUCGCUUCCGCACGGCCACCUCGAAGCAGCUGGUCAACCUGACCAACCGGCUCCAGAUCGGUGACUUCCUGAUGAUACAUUUGCUCGGCCAGAACAUCAACGUGACCUCGUACUGCGAGGUGCUGGACUCGCUCAUCAAACGGAUGGACAUGAAACCGAUGCGGGACACCCCGUCCGCACCUUCAACCCUCGAAAUGGCACCAAUCUAUCCGGAAAUUGGAAAAUACGCGGACAAGGAGAAGGCAGCGCUGCACCAGGAAUACGAAGCAUAAGGCUAGGGGACUAGAUACAACACAGAAUAGGGAGGGAUGUUGUGAACCAAGAAAAGUAACCGAGUAUGAAUGUUGUGCGCAAACUUCGGAUAGUAAACAUUCCCGCGCGCAGAGUGCAUUAACAAACAAACAAACAAAAAGAAGAACUCGAACAUUUUUUUUUCAUGUACGAAUGAGACGUGGCUGUGUGUGGUCGAUCCCCCCUCGAAUCCUCCUCGGUUAGCAGGAAUGUGAAUUUUUGUGAAGAGCCGAUUUUUUGGCGGUUCUAGGUUAGGAUGAAAAGAGCUAUAUAUAUUUUUUAUAAUCUGUAGGAAACUUUUAGGGCGAGUAAAGGAGAAUAUUUUCCAUGAGAGUUCUCGCAGCAACACGGAACGAGAAUCUUUAUUAUCGACGACGGAAGAGAGAGAGCAAAUACACCUAGCAAAUGAGAAGACUGCCUCUUGAAAUUUUUUAUAUUAGCAAAAAAUAGAGAACUCGGAGAGAGGAAGUAAUGUAAUAAUAUGCCAACAAAUGUGAAACUACUUUAUAUGUAUUUUUUUUAGCUUAUUUCGGAGCAAAAUUGCUGUUCUUCUCAUGAAAUUUUACGGUUAGAACCUAUAGAGAUAGUGUUAGGAGUCGACCAGAAUCGUGAUAGUAUGCGUUAAACCUUGAUGAAAUGGCCACCACACGCGAGGACAAUACUUUAAAUCAAUAACAAUUUGCCAUAAAAUGUAAGACAUGUAAACUGCAAUCUCUCAGCAAGAACACACAAACACACACAUACAAUAUAAAAGCACAAUAGGCUAGGACAAGAGCGCAAAGUGGUAAAACGAGAGAACAGACGCCAGCAUUUAGAAGCACACCAUUCGAAGACGCAGUUCAGAAGAUUUCCACAGAUAUGUAAUGGUUUCCACAUCUCCAACUUUUUAAACACUAUUUUUAUCAUUAUUUUUAAAGCAACAAAACAACUCAAACACUCCCAUUUUUUUAGUAGGUAGAACAAUUUUAAAGGACAUUCUCGAAUCGUGUACGCGUUUAAAUAAUAAAAAAGCUGCCUUAUAAAAUAACGAACGAAGCCCCACUCGUCUCGUGAAGAUUAAAAUCACGAAGCCUCGAUCGAAUCCGAUAAACUUGAAACAAUUCCUCACCGCUCCCAAUUGUGUGCCAAGUGCGCACUUAUAGGGGGCGUUUCUAAGUAAACAAUCGAUGAAAAACAAAAACGGAACCCCGAGUUAGUAGGCGAAAAUACUACUUUUUCUAUUGAAUAAGAGAUGAAGAAAACAAAAAAAAACACUUACAAAAUGACGCAGAGAUAAAAAAAGGCGAGAUGGCGAGAGAGAAAAUUUAUUGUGAUAAGAUUCAAAUUUAGAGAAAAUAAAGUUUUAUUAAGAGACAA